CUGGAGCUGGCGGAGGAGUACAGCGACGACCACAUGGCCCAGGGGUUCGUGCUCACCAUGCCUUUCGUGCUGCCGUGCGUGGACGAGGGUUUCGACUUCGAGCCCAGCCCCGUGCCCUCCAGCUUCCAGAUCGUGGCCGACAGCGCGUUCCCAGAGCUGUCCCAGUCUGCGGAUGACUCCGGCUGGCAGGUGACCGAGGCCCGCGGCGUGCUGAUCGUGAUGAAGGACAGGCUGGAGGACGCGAAGGCCCUGUACGUGGUCCAGGAGGAGGAGGAGGACGAGAGCCUCUUCGAGAGCGCGGACGGCACCAAGUGGCAGGUCGGACGCAAGGUGGCUGCGACCCAACAUGAAGUGCAGGACCCAUAG
Messenger RNA from Prorocentrum cordatum, 366 nucleotides. NCBI's taxonomy places the organism in Eukaryota, Dinophyceae, Prorocentrales, Prorocentraceae. The record is from the annotation of a GenBank genome assembly.